This is a messenger RNA of Camelus dromedarius (Arabian camel), 787 nucleotides long. It is a transcript of the gene GLIPR1L1, whose product is annotated as GLIPR1 like 1. Gene Ontology annotation, cellular component: extracellular region. The coding region runs from base 25 to 756 and encodes 243 amino acids. The transcript is spliced from 6 exons. The record is from RefSeq and is a predicted model, not a curated record. NCBI's taxonomy places the organism in Eukaryota, Metazoa, Chordata, Mammalia, Artiodactyla, Camelidae.
UCAGGGCAUUCUCUGCGCCUCACCAUGAUUCUGAGGAAGAAUCUGAAUUGCUUAUGGACCUUAGGUCUCUGUCUGGUAGCCAGUACUUCGUCUCCCACAGUCCCCUCCAUCACCGAUCAGAAAUUUAUAAAACACUGCGUCGAAGCUCACAACGAAAUGCGUGGCAAAGUCCAGCCCGUCGCAGCCAACAUGAAAUACAUGAGUUGGGAUGAAGGUUUAGCGAAGAUUGCUAAAGCGUGGACAAACAAGUGCAAAUUCGAACACAACACCUGUUUAGCAAAAUCAUAUAAAUGCCACCCAAAAUUUCAGUAUGUUGGAGAGAACAUCUGGUUAGGUGGAUUAAGCAUAUUUACACCACACUCUGCUAUCGAGGCCUGGUAUAAUGAAACUGAAUUUUAUAAUUUUAAUAAACUGUCAUGUUCCAAUGUUUGUGGCCAUUUUACACAGGUAGUUUGGGCUGAUUCAUAUAAAGUUGGUUGUGCACUUACAGCUUGUCCUAACCUUGGGGAUUAUGGUGCUGCAAUAUUUAUAUGUGACUAUGGACCUGCAGGAAAUUAUCCAAAUAUGGCCCCUUAUGUUAUCGGAUCAAGCUGCUCUGCAUGUGCAGAUGAAGACACUUGCGUAAAGAAACUCUGCCAAAAUAAAGAACGUGAUAGUCUUCAAACGUAUCCAAACUGGAAUCCACCUGGGCUAGCACCUCAGCAGACAGCAUGUAGUCCACUGUGCCUAAUUCUUGUUCUUCUGAGAAUGUUUUAAUUGCCAUUUAUAGACAAGAGAAAUUCUAAGA